CAUAUCUUUAAGAUGAUAUUCGGAGCACUCUUACCGCUGUUUUGGAUCGUUUUCGUGGGAUUAUUCGGAUAUUCAACUUGCUUCAAGUGCUUCCGGUGCAUGUCCAUGUUAUCCUCAAACUCGACCUGUGACCUUUCCCCUGGUGACCUUGAAAGCAUUGAAUGUGACACAUACUGCUACACGGAAAUAAUGACGGCUGCCGGGCUUCAUGUUUACGUUGAACGCGACUGCACGCGGCAAUUCGACUGCACAGAGGAAUCAACAUGCCGUGAGCUCGCUCAUUCUGGUAACUGCAAAGCUUGCUGUCGAGAUGAUUUCUGUAACAAGUACACCGGCAGAGAAGUAGCCACCAAUACCAUGGAGUCGAUGGGUGUGUCCCGUUACUAUAGCAACUAUCGUUGGGCGUGGCUCGCUACGGCGUUGUCAGUGGCUGCAUACUUGAGUCGAUCGUUUCCAUUAUAAACUUGAUUCGCUUUCAUUUUUAUCUGAUUUGAUUUAUCCAGAGUGAAUACAUUUUAAGCACAAAUUUUGUUUACAUUU
Messenger RNA from Strongylocentrotus purpuratus (purple sea urchin), 540 nucleotides. RefSeq lists its product as uncharacterized. Lineage: Eukaryota; Metazoa; Echinodermata; Echinoidea; Camarodonta; Strongylocentrotidae. The transcript is spliced from 3 exons. The record is from RefSeq and is a predicted model, not a curated record. The coding region runs from base 13 to 462 and encodes 149 amino acids.